Molecule: messenger RNA, 1800 nt
Organism: Lichtheimia ornata
Lineage: Eukaryota; Fungi; Mucoromycota; Mucoromycetes; Mucorales; Lichtheimiaceae
Product: methylenetetrahydrofolate reductase
Exons: 7
Coding region: 1-1800 (599 amino acids)
Biological process (GO): tetrahydrofolate interconversion
Cellular component (GO): cytosol
Molecular function (GO): FAD binding; methylenetetrahydrofolate reductase [NAD(P)H] activity
Source: RefSeq, a predicted model, not a curated record
AUGAAGGUCAUUGACAAGAUCAACAAAGCCGAGAGCGAAGGUCGUCUCUUUUAUUCGUUUGAGUAUUUCCCGCCAAAGACUCCACAAGGUGUCCAAAACCUUUACGAUCGUAUGGAACGUAUGCAACGUUUUGGUCCUGAAUUCGUGGAUAUCACUUGGGGUGCUGGAGGCACAUCUGCCGAUCUCACCACCGAGCUUGUCGCAACGGCUCAAUCAGUCUAUGGUCUCGAGACAAUGAUGCAUUUGACGUGUACCAAUAUGCCUGUGGAAAAGAUUGAUGCUGCUUUGAAGGCUGCCAAAGAUUGCGGCUGUCAAAACAUCCUUGCCUUGCGUGGUGAUCCUCCAAAGGGCCAAAAGAAUUGGGAAUCAGUUGAAAAUGGCUUUUCACAUGCUGUGGAUCUUGUUCGUUACAUUCGCAAGCAAUAUGGCGACUACUUUUGUAUUGGUGUUGCCGGUUAUCCUGAAGGCCAUGUGGAUAAUCCUGACAAGGAAGAUGAUCUUCGUCGCUUGAAGGAAAAGAUUGAUGCUGGUGCUGAUCUCAUCGUCACCCAAUUGUUUUUCGAUGCCGAUGUCUUUAUUCACUUUGUUGAGCGUUGUCGUGCCAUUGGUAUCACAUGUCCUAUUUUGCCAGGCAUCUUCCCCAUCCAAAACUAUAAUGGUCUCAAGCGUGUCAUCUCUUUCAGCAACAACGAGGUGCCCCAGAGAAUUUGGGAUGAACUUGAGCCUAUCAAGGAUGACGAUGCUGCCGUCAAGGAAUACGGCAUCAACUUGACCGUCGAGUUUGUCCAAAAGUUUAGAAAGGCUGGUGUCAAUGGUUUCCACAUCUACACCUUCAACUUGGAGAGAUCCUCACGUCUCAUCCUUGAACGUCUCAACUUGGUGCCACCACUCGAAAAUGUCAAACCGUUGCCAUGGAAUCCCUCUUUGUCAUCUAAGCGUGCCAAGGAGAAUGUGCGUCCCAUCUUCUGGAAGAAUCGUGCCAAGAGCUACAUUCGUCGUACUGAGACUUGGGAUGAAUUCCCUAACGGUCGUUGGGGUGACUCUCGUUCGCCUGCCUUUGGUGAAUUGGAUGGAUGGGGUGUUUCAUUGAAGUAUCCUCAAGAGGAAUGUUUGAAAAUGUGGGGCGAACCCAAGAAGGCUGAUGAGAUUGCUUUGCUCUUCGCCAAAUAUUGUAAAGGAGAUGUUGCUGGUAUUCCAUGGAGCGCCCAACAAUUAGAGCCUGAGACUGAAAUCAUCCGUCAGCGACUUGCAGCCAUCAACUUGCUUGGCUUUUUGACUAUCAACUCACAACCAGCCGUCAAUGGUGCAAAGAGCUCUCACAAAGUUUAUGGUUGGGGUCCCAAGAACGGUUACGUGUUCCAGAAAGCGUAUUUGGAAUUCUUUGUAUCACCCGACAAGUUGGAUGAAUUGACGGCCAAGAUCAGCAAGGAUCCUCAAGUGACUUAUUAUGCAGUCAACCGCCAGGGCGAUUUACGUACCAACACCCAAAGUGAUCAACCCACUGCUGUUACAUGGGGUGUUUUCCCUGGUAAAGAAGUCAUCCAACCUACCAUUGUUGAGCCCAUGGCCUUUAUGGCAUGGAAGGACGAAGCCUAUGAGUUGUGGGGCGAAUGGGCACGUAUCUAUGAUCGUGAAAGUGAAUCAGCCAAGCUCAUCCUUGAUAUCAUGAACAACUGGUACUUGAUCAACAUUGUCCACAAUGACUUCCAAGAUGAAAACGGUAUUUGGCGCUUGUUCGAUCUUGAAGUGGAUCAAUUUGCCGACCAAUCCAAGCAUCUUCUCAACGGCCUUGUUGCCUAA